AUGGACAAAGAUUGCGACAUGUUAUAUAAGAACAUCUCUGACCUUUACAAAUCCGAAGAAUUUAAGACCUACGACAACUUUGUUUCAUUAGUUGCAAAAUGUGUAUGGGAAAUAAGAGAUAAAGAUAGUAGGGGUAAGGUAUGGAAUGAACAGAUAAGACCCGCUAUGUUUGAGAUGAAGAGAGCAAUUGACGCCUUGGUUGUUUUAGCAGGUAAGGUUUCAGAAUAUAACGCAAAAAUGAACCCGCAAUGUUCUAAAUGUAAAGCAGCAAUGAGGAAAUAUAACUACUCCGUCAAAGAGAUAGAACGUAUGCGAAACGACUAUGCAGACUUAAAGAAAGAAGCAGAAAAACCAGCAGAAAAUAAAAUGGAUAUGUUAGCAUUUCUGAACAAAAACUAUCCAACAGCAGAAGAUUUCCUUCUAUCUGACGUCAAGAAGAAGUAUAAAGAAACUUUCGGUAUCGUUAAAACAUUCGAUGUACUAAAAGAAGAAAUAGAAGCUACAAAACUGUUUAGGAUUUCAAAUAUACAUCGUACAAUUCAUGUAAAACGCUUAUAA
Molecule: messenger RNA, 558 nt
Organism: Trichomonas vaginalis G3
Lineage: Eukaryota; Parabasalia; Trichomonadida; Trichomonadidae
Product: organellar and viral DNA polymerase type B
Exons: 1
Coding region: 1-558 (185 amino acids)
Source: RefSeq, a predicted model, not a curated record